GACAAUGGCUUCUAAAGUCAUUUUAUUUUUUAUCAUUGCCGUGGUCACUGAGUGCGCGUCUUCACUAGAAGAUGACACGCCCACGGACGUUGUAAACAUCACAGCGGUAGAUGAGCAGCCGGAUAUUUGCUCGAAAUGUAUAUGCAAGAAUGGCAAAGUGGAUUGCUCCAGCCAAGGGCUGACCAAGUUCUUCCCACAGCACAAAUGGGCAGCUUUGAAAGACUUCAAGCCUACAAUAGUGGACCUGAGCAACAACUCUUUUGAGAAUAUCACUGUUAUGGCGGAGCUUCCCAUAAAGGUCCUUAACCUGUCCAGAUGCGGCAUAGAGGUUAUACAGUAUGCCGCCUUUCGACCUCUGCGGAAAAUGAGGGUUUUAGACUUGAGCCACAAUAAUUUAAGAUACACGCCAGAACUAAUCAAUAUUGACGUCCUGAAUCUCGCCUACAACGAUCUGCGUUCUUUUUCAAAUGUCUAUGAUAUAAAGACAGAGCAGCUGACAGAGUUGGAUUUGAGCGGCAAUGAUAUGGCGACAACUGAGUUUGCAAUUCCUUACUUAGGAUGGGGGAGAACGUUGAAGAUUCUGCGUUUACGGUCGUGCAAACUGACAGAGAUACGUAGUAUUUUCCUGGAACAUUUCACGAACCUAGAAUAUCUGGACAUAAGCGACAACCUCCUGACCAGAGUGCCCAAAGAGUUGAACCUUGUGGAGAAACUUCUCUAUUUGAACAUCAACCAGAAUCCCAUCAGAGAGCUGAACAUCAACACUCAGUACGCCUCGUACUGGUCCCCCUGGGGGAGACCCCCCAGACUUUUGAGGCUGAAGGAACUGCAUAUAUGCAACAUGCCAGUCUUGACGGAGAUUGGUCCGGGAGCGCUGGGAUAUGUAGAGAACCUGGAGAAACUGCAUUUGAGUUUCAACCCUCAGUUGAGGCACAUAAGUCCUACAGCUCUAACGCGCCCUGCAAAAAAAUGGGAGGGCUAUGAGUGGCCUAUGGUGAAAGAGCUGUACAUGAAGUCCAACGCUCUCUCCGAGGUGAAUCCCCAACUGCUGUCCCGCUGGGACCUGCUUACCGCCAUAGAUGUGUCCGGCAACCCGUUCAGAUGCGACUGUGAUACCCAGUGGAUGGUGGACGUUUUGGUGCCUCUCAUCGAUAAACUCAAAUCGAACGCGUCUGAGGCUAUGGUAUGUUCAGAGCCCGAGCAGAUGAGAGGUUUCACCAUGAGGUACGUGCGUGAGGUCAAUCGUACUAUGCGCUGCGUGUACGCGUCUAAUAAGAACGGUGCUUUUGUGAUAAAGUCUCUUAAUGGUGUGUUGCUUGCUGUUCCCAUUAUGGCGGCUGUGAUCUUAUUGUUGAAACGUGGAAGUUUAGCUUUAAAGAGAGCAACCAAUAGUGACAAAUAGGAUAAUCAAGAGAGAGGUUGUGUAAAUAUAAGAGAGUAAAGAAAUAAUAAGA
Molecule: messenger RNA, 1454 nt
Organism: Chilo suppressalis (striped riceborer)
Lineage: Eukaryota; Metazoa; Arthropoda; Insecta; Lepidoptera; Crambidae
Source: the annotation of a GenBank genome assembly